CUGAGGGAGAAAAUGAAUGAAGAGAUAUCAGAUGUGGCGUCGCAGUUGGAGCUCUCUUGCUGAUUCAUAGUGUAGUAUGGGCCUAAAAUGACGUCUGAAUGAUGACAUCAGUCUGCCACCGAAUGUCCUCAUCGGGAAAUACAGUCAUCACCUUCCUCUCCUUCACCACCAUGCCCUCAUCUGCGACUGGCGUCGUCGACGCCUUCAAGAACCUCAUCCGACAUGGAAAGCAUCACCACCACCAGCAAGCUCGAAACGACGAAACUCCAGCCCCAGUAUCACAACGCGCUCCUUCCCAGAACGAACAGCAACAUAAAGCGCCCGAGAAGCGCCACGUAGAAAAGGAGAACGCUGGAGUAGCGCACCGUGAGGCAGCCCAGAUCAUUGUCCAAGAAGAACGAGAGGCGAAGGCCCAAAUACCGACGUACAAGGGUCUUGAGAACUUCCAGCUCAUCGAGAAGAUGGGAGAUGGUGCCUUUUCAAAUGUCUACAAGGCCAUCGACCUGACGACUCAGAAGAGCGUAGCCGUGAAGGUGGUUAGAAAGUAUGAGCUUACCGCGUCUCAGCGUGCGAACAUCUUGAAGGAGGUCCAAAUUAUGCGUCAAACACAUCAUCCUGCCAUAGUCAAGCUACUGUCUUUUUCCGAAUCGCCUGAACACUAUUUUCUUGUCCUUGAACUGAUGGAGGGUGGCGAGCUUUUCCAUCAAAUCGUCAAAUUAACCUACUUUUCCGAAAAUUUGUCGCGGCACAUCAUCUUGCAGGUUGCUCAGGGCAUUCGAUAUCUGCACGAAGAGCGCGGAGUUGUCCAUCGUGACAUUAAGCCAGAAAAUUUGCUAUUCGAACGAAUCCCGAUACUACCCUCCAAGCAGUCAGUUCACCGGCCUUACGAUGAGGAGAAAGAGGACGAGGGUGAAUUUAUACCUGGAGUAGGCGGAGGUGGAAUUGGACGGGUCAAAAUUGCCGACUUUGGUCUAAGCAAAGUUGUCUGGAACGAAGAGACGAUGACGCCUUGCGGCACAGUCGGCUAUACUGCGCCGGAGAUCGUCAAAGAUGAAAGAUACAGCAAAAGUGUCGAUAUGUGGGCUCUGGGUUGCGUUUUGUACACGCUGCUGUGCGGAUUUCCGCCCUUCUAUGAUGAGAGCAUCAGUGUCUUGACGGAGAAGGUGGCGAGAGGUUAUUACACAUUUUUGAGCCCGUGGUGGGAUGACAUUAGCGGUAGUGCCAAAGAUCUUAUUCAACACCUUCUCUGCGUUGAUCCCGCUCAACGUUAUACGAUUGACGAAUUCCUUGCUCAUCCUUGGUGUAAUGCUGCUCCAGCUCCACCACCACCUCCUACGCCGUUCAUCUACAACAAUCCUCCUUUAUUGGCGCCGCUCGACUCUCCGUUACUGUCUGCUGCUCGUGGAGGCCGUGUAGAAGGUCGCAGUCCCGGCUUAGCCACUCUUAAAGAGGCUUUCGACAUCACUUACGCUGUUCAUCGCAUGGAAGAGGAAGGAGCACAUCGGCGGAAAUACAAGGGUCGAGGCGGAGCAGGGGCACGCGGAUUCUUGCAGGGGCUCAACGAAGACGAUGAAGAAGAAGAAGAAGAAGAAUACGAAGAGGAUAUUGGUACUGGUUGGCACAUCAGAGCUUCACCUACUAUAGCGACCGGCAGCGCACAACGGACCGGCAACGUUUCCGCUGCUGUACCAUUAUCUACCAGCUCGAAAGCACGACGGGCAGGGCCUAGAAUGUUUGAGCUUGAUAUGGAUAGCGCGACAUUGUUAGGACGAAGACACAAACGGGGUGCUGUCCCGGGUAGUCCGUUGGCUGGCGAGCUCUUCAACAACGGUUCGUUACGGCAAGAAGCAAUCGUGGAUCCUGGAAGCCCCAUGCAGAUUUGAUACCUUUAUUCGCUAUCAAUGCCCCCACCGAUUCAUCCUUUCAUGAUCUCGGUGAAUGGAUACUGCCAUUCGUAGGUCGUAACUGGUGGUACCGUUAUACCCGAUAUUACUCCCUGAUCCAUCGCUUGUUUCGAGUCCUCAUACGACCCCCUUGCAUUUUUCUUUCAAGGACAUCAUCCCCCGCACAUCACGCAUAUAUAAGUUUGUAAACACCCACAUAUAGCAUGUAUGUAUGUAUUGUGACUUUUGCACAUAGGUAGGAUAUUGUAUUCCAAUAAUGCAUAUACACACGUACAAUUGUGGUCUGUCACCGCUCUCGGAUAUUUAUAAUGUCAUGCAAGCAAUACACUACGAAUUCUGAUUCAUUUUUACAAUACAUCUCACUUGAAUACGGAGGAAGACGGAGACGUGAUCUGACUUUAAACAUGAAGGAAACGGG
Molecule: messenger RNA, 2322 nt
Organism: Guyanagaster necrorhizus
Lineage: Eukaryota; Fungi; Basidiomycota; Agaricomycetes; Agaricales; Physalacriaceae
Product: Pkinase-domain-containing protein
Exons: 8
Coding region: 171-1883 (570 amino acids)
Biological process (GO): protein phosphorylation
Molecular function (GO): ATP binding; protein kinase activity
Source: RefSeq, a predicted model, not a curated record